This is a messenger RNA of Aricia agestis (brown argus), 755 nucleotides long. RefSeq names its product proteasome subunit alpha type-2 (gene Prosalpha2). The coding region runs from base 22 to 726 and encodes 234 amino acids. The record is from RefSeq and is a predicted model, not a curated record. Gene Ontology annotation, cellular component: proteasome core complex; proteasome core complex, alpha-subunit complex. NCBI's taxonomy places the organism in Eukaryota, Metazoa, Arthropoda, Insecta, Lepidoptera, Lycaenidae. The transcript is spliced from 6 exons. Gene Ontology annotation, biological process: ubiquitin-dependent protein catabolic process.
UUGACAAUUUGCUUUGUAAUCAUGGCGUCUGAGCGAUACAGUUUCUCUCUUACUACUUUUAGUCCUUCAGGUAAAUUAGUGCAAAUCGAAUAUGCUUUAGCAGCAGUAGCAGCCGGAGGCACAUCAGUAGGCAUAAAAGCUUCCAAUGGAGUGGUUAUUGCAACUGAAAAUAAGCACAAGAGUAUUUUGUACGAUGAACACAGUGUCCAUAAAGUGGAGAUGAUAACUGGACACAUUGGUAUGGUGUACUCUGGUAUGGGUCCAGACUAUCGUCUCCUCGUGACCCAGGCGAGGAAGAUGGCGCAGCAGUAUUUCCUGAUGUACCAGGAGCCGAUCCCGACUGCCCAGCUUGUGCAAAGAGUGGCAACUGUCAUGCAGGAGUACACACAGUCUGGUGGCGUGCGUCCAUUUGGAGUGUCCCUUCUCAUCUGUGGAUGGGAUGGAGGGCGGCCCUACCUGUUCCAGUGUGAUCCCUCUGGAGCAUACUUUGCCUGGAAAGCCACGGCUAUGGGCAAGAACUUUAACAACGGAAAAACAUUUUUGGAGAAGAGAUACACAGAGGAAUUGGAGUUGGAUGAUGCGGUUCACACCGCUAUCCUGACCUUGAAGGAGGGUUUCGAAGGUCAGAUGACUGCAGACAAUAUCGAGGUGGGAAUCUGUGAUGCCAACGGCUUCCGGAGACUGGACCCCGCUCAUGUUAAAGACUACCUAGCUAAUAUCCCUUAAAUGUAUUAAAUUUGCAUUUCUUUGUAAAA